UGGUGACCCGAACGGCUGCCGAGGAAUUCCUUGAAAUGGACGGUAUUUCCCAUGCGCAGUGAAGUACUUCAAAAGGUUCUGUUCAGUCUGUAUUAUUAUACAUCAAGACACACAUGAGUCACGUAAAAUUAUCCUUUUUACACCAUUUUUGCAAUGCAAUUGCACAGGAUACACACAGUAGCUCUAUAGCUGACAAUGGUGGUGCACCCAGAGAC
This is a messenger RNA of Geodia barretti, 215 nucleotides long. Lineage: Eukaryota; Metazoa; Porifera; Demospongiae; Tetractinellida; Geodiidae. The record is from the annotation of a GenBank genome assembly.